Messenger RNA from Cordyceps militaris CM01, 1482 nucleotides. RefSeq names its product UBX domain protein, putative. Bases 1 to 1482 code for a protein of 493 amino acids. The record is from RefSeq and is a predicted model, not a curated record. Lineage: Eukaryota; Fungi; Ascomycota; Sordariomycetes; Hypocreales; Cordycipitaceae. The transcript is spliced from 2 exons.
AUGGCGUCGCAUGUCGUGGUCAUCGGCUCGGACCUACGCCGUGCCACCAUCAAAGUCACCCCAGGCACAUAUCUAAUAGACAUUUUGCAGGAGGCCUGCAAAAAGCUCAACAUCUCGAGCGACAAAUACAUACUCAAGCACAAGCAAAAAACCGUUGACCUCACCGUUCCCUUUCGCACCACGGGCCUCGUCGGGGGCGCCAAGCUCGAGCUCGUCCAAAAGUCCAACACGCCGUCCGCUGUGCAGAUUGGCCUGCAGCUGCCGCAGCCCGAGGCCAAGGAGAUCCCCGGCGGGCGCCUCAUCAAGAAGCUGCCGUCGGACCUGACGCUCUGGGGCGUGCUGCGGCAGCUGGAGAGCGGCGAUGCGAGCGCGGGGCGCAACAUCAACAUUACGGCGCGGGGGGUCGCGCGGACGAGCGGCGCGGACGGCGUGGCCUCGGGCGCUGGUCAGCUAUACUACGAGACGCCCGUGCUCAACAUCAUGGGCCGCGACUACACGACGUUUGCCGACUUUCAGAAGACGCUGGCCCAGCUGGGGCACAACUCGGGUAGCGUGUUGAUUCGCCUGUCGUUUAAGACGACGGACCAGACGCUGUUUGAAGCCAUGGAGCAGAUUGGUCAGUUCUUCAAGGACACGAGGGGGGAACCGACGGCGCCUGCGCCGCCAGAGCCACCGGCAGCCGAGGAGGCGCCGGCUGCACAGCUGCCAGAUACGCAGGUGCCGGAUACGCCCAUGGCCGAGGUACCACCGCCUGCCCAAGAACCGCUAGACGCAGCACCGGCGGCCGCUCCCGCUUUCAAGUCAGACGACCCGUACGAGCCUGCCGGUAUCUACCUGGCACCCUCUAAUAGUACACCGGCCGCGGCGCUGGCACCAGCCGCGGAGUCUGACUUCACACCCACCAUUGCGCACGCCAAGCUGCACCAGAGCCUGCUGCUACAAAGCUCCCGCAACAAGCGCCUCCCCUCCGACAAGGAGAUUGAAGCCAAGGCCGCCGACCACCAGGCGCGUCUCGCCUCGAUCAAGUCGGUGCUCGUCAAGGUGCGCUUCCCGGACAACACGAGCAGCGACUGGCACGUCGACCACGCCGCUACCGGCGCCUUUCUUCACGCCGCGGUCCGGCGCGUCAUGGCGGACCCGGCGCUGCCGUUUCGCCUCGUGCUGCCGGGGAGCGUCGGGAAGCAUGCCAUCAGGGACGACGCCGGCCCCAAGCACAGCCUCAUCGCGGGGUACAAGCUCCAGGGCCGGGUGCUGGUCAACCUGGUGUGGGACGACGCGGUGUCGCCGGCGCAGCGCCAGAAGCCGUUUUUGAGAGCCAAUGUUGCCGAGCAGGGACAGGCGAUCAAGGUGCCUGAGAUGCCCGAGUACGAGGUGGAGGAGCCGGCGCCGGCGCCCAAGGCGGAGAGCAGCGAGACGAAGAAGUCGGGGGAUGGCAACGGAGGCUCCAAAGUGCCCAAGUGGUUUAAGCUAGGCAAGAAAUAA